Messenger RNA from Diachasma alloeum, 3965 nucleotides. It is a transcript of the gene oaf, whose product is annotated as out at first protein. Lineage: Eukaryota; Metazoa; Arthropoda; Insecta; Hymenoptera; Braconidae. The transcript is spliced from 4 exons. Bases 143 to 787 code for a protein of 214 amino acids. The record is from RefSeq and is a predicted model, not a curated record.
GAACAAUAUAAAAAGAAGUGUUCGAGAGUAUCAAGUUGAAUAAGGCGGUGAUAUAUUUCUGGAAACAAUCACUUCAAAUGUCACUGAUGACGUGAUAACUCUGGAAUUUCAAAGGUCUGAUGGAACACUCGUGACACAAUUAAUGGACUUUAGAAAUGAAGUCCAAGUGAUGAAAGCUCUAGUCCUGGGUGAGGAGGAACGAGGUCAGAAUCAGUACCAAGUCAUGUGUUUUGUGAAUCAUUUUUAUAAAAUGGAUUUUAUAUCGUCCGAUGCAAUGGCCAAAUUGCGACAAAAAAAUCCAGGCACAAUUAGAGUUGCUGAUGAGGAUCGGGGGUAUACAAAUUACACUAUGGACUUAUUUUUGGACGUUUCCAAGUCGAAAAUCAUCUCUAAACAUAUUGCCACACUGUGCACUGAGGCAGCUGACUCCACGUAUACGAGGAGAGAGGAUCUGAAGCAAUGGGUUCAGAGACCAGGUACUUCUGAAUCGAUGCUGAUGGCAGCAGUACGAAAUUUCACAUCAUCACCACCCCCACCCCAAGGAACAAAUACAACGAGAUCACCAGCGGUAACGAAAUGUGCUGACACAUCGAAUUUAUGGGUCUCAUGUUCGUGCUCCCUCGAGUUGUGCAUUGGCUGGUACCCCUGCGGAUUGAAAUUCUGCAAAGGUAAAAGUGAUGGAAAAAAGUUACCAGCAACCUACAGGUGUGGUAUCAAAACAUGUAAAAAGUAUUUCAUAUUUUCUUACUACUCAAAAAUGAAACAGAACUGCAUGUGGGAUGAAUGACAUUUACGUUCGCGUUAGAGGUACAUGGCAUUAAAAUGCUCUCUCACGCGGAUACACAAUUGUAUGCAACACCCGCCAUGAAAAAAUUCGUGAUAUAUUUGCAAUAAUUUUCAUAUCCCAAAAAUCGUUUUUUGUUCAAUCGAUUAGGCAUAUCAAGAUUUUUACACUCGAUUUUUAGCUUUAACUCGUAUUAUUGUUAUUUGUUUCAAUCGAAUUUGUCAAUUGGUUGAUGAAAAUAAUUCUCCUGCCACGAGAUGAUGAGGAGUGGCCCUUUCAAUCUCCAAUGCUCUCUAUUGGAAAUGUUAUACGCGAGAACUCUGUCAAUUUCAACAUUCCCACCGAAUUUAGUCUUGAAAAAAUAAAUGUUCAAUUACACCUCGGUGAACAGCGAAGAAAGUAUAAUGUGAUUUAUCUCGCAUUUAUUUCAAUUCAAUUCCGAUGAAUGUAAUAACUGUUUUUCUCUGUCCUUUUAUUAGAAAACCAUUCAUGAAAGACUGUUAAAUCUGUCCAUUUGAUAUGUAAAUUUACCACAGUUAGUUAGAUGGAACACAAUACACAAUCAAAUUUGGAAAUUCAAUAGUCCGAAAUGUGUAACAAUUACACAAUUUAUCUAGUGUGAGACGAAGUUCGUCGCAGACCAGUUGAAAAGAAAAUUGAAAAUCAUUUCGUUGACAAUAACGCUAUAAAGAGUCGAUAUUAUUCAUGAGAAAAUAUGGAUAAUCCAAUUAAUGAACAAAUUGAAACAUAUUCGGGAGAUCCACCGAGAGUAAUGUACUUGUGUCUGUAAAUAGAAAUUGUAAAUAAGUGUAAUUACAGUGUAAAUUGCAAGGAUCAAAUUAGUGCAGAAGUCGUCGACUCUUUUAACUCGAAAUUAUUUAAUUUAUUCUAUUUGUAUAUUCGUCACUUAUGUGAUAAGGAUCGAUAACAAAUUCUGGGAAAUUAUUUUAUGUUGGAGAAGAGGAAAAAUUUGUUAUUAUUUUAUAGGUUUAGUUGGUGUAGGAGUACCUUUGAUAUAAUUGGAAAUUAGGGAUGGACAAAGUUGAAUUCAAAUGCACGAACAAUAUUUCCCAAUAAUGUCCCAAUGAUGUCAAUUUGUUGUAAUGCAGCUCUCUCAUCAUUUAAAACCGAAUUUCAAUACUGAUGCUCGAAUUAAUGUUUCCAUUGACAAAUAUCGCAUUUUCCAAAUGUUUACUAGUUAUGUAAUUGUUUUUGGAUUUCAAUUUUGUUUUAUUUCUAUGAUUUCUGUGUCAUCAAAAUAUCAUCAAUUUCGAUUGUUGGAAAAUAUGAGCAGCUGGAAGAUGAUAUUUAGGAUUUUAUACAAAUAAUAUGAGUUUUUGCCUUUUAUUGAGGCUUUAUUACUUUUUUAACUUUUUUUAUUAUUUAAAUUUUAAAUUCUGUUAAUCGCAAGAUAUUUUAAUAUUCGAUUAUCGAAAAAUGAAUUGAAAGCAGCUGAAAAAUUACAUGUUUGGUAUUUUAUACCAAGAAUAUUAAUUUUCGCUUCUUCAUUUUUUAUUAUUUUUAGACUUUUAUAAGUUGAAUGUCACAUUUUAUUACCCAGAACAAAUUUAAUAAUGAAUUAUUGAAGAGGAAAAGAACGAAAAUGAUGCGAUUGUCAGCAAAUCCAUUCAAAAAUACGACAUUAAAUCGAGUUCAGAGUAAUCAAUAUCUAAUAGCAUUUGUAUCCGAUAUUUCUUAAUUACUAUAAUUUAUAAUCGAAUGGAGUCUUCUCAAUUUUGAUUAUGGAAAAAACAUGGAAAACUAAAAAAUUUAAUAUUUGGGAAUCGACACAAAUCAUAUGUAUUUUUCCUUCUUAUUGAGACUUUAUUAUUUGAAACCAUUUCAAAUUGAUUUUUUAAUUUCGUUUCCACAGAAUAAAUUCUAAUGUUGAAUUUACCGGAAAGUGAAAAAACAAUCAUGUGAUUGUUGAGAAACCAGUGAAUUCGUUAAGAAGAACGAAGUGAAAUGGAGUUUACUCAUGACGAAUACAAAAGAAAAUUGUUCAAACAAACAGUGAAAGAAUAUUUCGCUUCUUCUUUUAUCAUUUUUAACCUGUGAUAAAUUGACUUUCAAAUUUUAUUACCCAAAACAAAUUUUAAUAUUCAAUUAUUGAAAAGGAAGAUGAAAAUGACGUGAUUGUCGACAAAUUUAUGCAAAAACACGAAAAGACAUGGAGUCCAAAAUAAUCAACACAAAAUACUGUUCGUAUCUGAUAUUUUUUAAUAACUUCAAUUUAUAUUCGAUUUAAAUCUCAAUUUUAAUUAUUGAAAGAAGAUAGGUAGCUAAAAAAUUCAAUAUUUGGCAUUCGACACAAAUCAUGUAUUUAUGCCUCUUAUUCAGAGUUGACUUUUUUAAACCAUUUCUAAUAGAAUUUUUUAUUUUGUCACCCCAGAACGAAUUCUAAUAUUGAAUUCAUCAACAAGUUAAAAAAAUUAUGUGAUUGUUGAGAACCCAGUGAAUGCAUUAAGAAGAAUGAAAUGAAAUUGAGUCUGCUCACGACGAAUACAAAAGGAAAUUGUUCAAACACUGAAAGAAUAUUAAUUUUUCGGUUUUUCCUUUUUUAUUAGUUUUAACCUUUGAUACAAUUGAAUUAUUGAAAAGGAAAACGACGAAAAUGAUGUGAUUGUCAGCAAAUCUGUGCAAAAACACGAAAUGAGUUGAAGUAAAAAAUAAUUAACACAAAAUAAUGUAAUUGAAACCUCAAUUUUGAUUAUUGAAAGAACAUAGGUAGCUAAAAAAUUCAGGAUUUGACGUUCGAAACAAAUCAUAUGUAUUCAUUCCUCUUAUUCAGACUUGACUUUUUUAAACCGUUUCUAAUGGAAUUUUUUACUCUGCUACCCCAGAAUGAAUUCUGUUAUUGAAUGCAUCAAAAAGUUGAAAAAAAAAUCAUGUGAUUGAGAAACCAAUGAAUGCAUUGAGAAGAACGAAAUGAAAUUGAGUUUGCUCAUGACAAAUGCGAAAGAAAAUUGUUCAAACAAACACUGAAAGAAUAACUAUAAUUACUGGGCAAACAGCCUCACACAAAUUAUAAAAAAAUCGAGCAAUUCGUCAUCACCACAUAAUGAACAAAAACCAAUUGCUAUAAUGUACCACCUAAGACCUUUUUGCUUUACACACGUAAUUAACCCAUAUACAUAUUUUUAUAAAUAUUUAAUAAAGACAAAAAAACCAUUGACACCAA